AUGUUCCGUGAAGGACUUGACAGCCGUUGGGCUCGAGAGAAGCAGAAAGAAUCUACUGCAUUCGCACAUUCAAGUUUAAGACCUAGAAUUGAUCCAAUUAGAAACAGCCGAGGGUUUGGUUUACCUCCGACUUCUAAAUUUAGAAGUGGGCACUUGCCGUCGACGGCAAUUCCGUUAACUAGGACCCUACCUCCCGAUGCUGAUGAUAGUCGGUCUGUUUCAGACAAUGACAUGGUCACAGAGUCAGAUGAGGAUGAUGUUUAUGGUGGACGGUAUUCAUUUGAUUCAUCUCCACAAGACGAAAGACUCCCCAAUUCUACCAUUAAUCAACAAAGAUAUGGAAAUGCGGCCCAAAGGACCUCGCGAUAUGCCAGUGAUUAUGGGUACUCUGAUGUUAGUUCUUCGAUGGAGACAGUGGCAGGUAGAGGGGGAAAUUUGGCUGAGAGGUUGGUUAAAAGAAAUGUGCAGUAUACUGCUGUUGGGAUGAAUGGUUACACGGAGGAUGAGGACGAGGGAUCGGAUUCAGCAGGCAGUUCAGAGUUUUCUACUAGUCAAGUUGGGAGUGUUAGUAGUGCUUUGCCAAGGAAUAAAUUGAAUGUUUCGGAGGGGUAUGCUUCGAGUGCACCUUCUCAAGCUAAUGUGGAAACUGUUGCUGCCAAGGAUUUGCAUUCCAGAAACCCAAGGAAUGAUAAAUUUUCUCAUGAUGAUGACAUUCCCAGUGCGCCUCCAUUUUUUGGAGGUCAGGAAAUCAAAGAAGGUGCCCAAAUAGCAUUUGGAAUGCAUAAAGCAGCUGGCACUGCAAAUUCAGAAGGUCUCUGUGCCAAUAACGAUCCAAAUAAAAUUAAAAACACUACGGGCAUUGAACCGAAGGACAAUACUGGAGACCAGAAACCCGAUCAGUUUGUAAGGUUUGUAGCAACUGCUGGUGCAGAAGCUGGCACAUCUGGCUCAAACCCAGCUCGAAUCCCAACAUUUCAUGCGAGUGCAUUAGGGCCAUGGCAUGCUGUAAUUGCAUAUGAUGGGUGUGUGCGGCUUUGCCUUCAUGCCUGGGCUCGGGGUUGCAUGGAAGCACCAAUGUUCUUGGAAAAUGAAUGUGCUUUACUUCGGGAGGUGUUUGGUGUACAUCAUGUGCUACUGCAAUCAGAAGAGGAGCUAUUGGCAAAGCGCUCUUCUGAGCUUGUUAGUGAGGGAGCUGCCCCAAAGCCUAAGAAAAUAAUUGGGAAGAUGAAGGUGCAAGUCCAGUAUCGCUUAUCAAAGUUGCAGUCAUCACUCUCUUCUGCUUGGAGAGCAUUUCGAAAAAUCCGUGUCGCUCCUCGCGUGCCUGCAAAUGGUUCUUUUUCACGUCAAAGCUUGGCAUAUGUGCAUGCCAGCACUCAGUACAUAAAACAGGUGUCAGGACUGCUGAAGAUUGGUGCAACUAGUCUACGCAACAGCUCAUCGUCAUAUGAAGCUGUGCAAGAUAGUCUAGGGGAUGAUCUAAUUGUUGAAGUACAGGAUUCCAAAGGGAAAUAUUAUGGCCGUGUCCUUGCUCAAGUUGCUACUAUUGCUGAAGACCCAGUUGAUAAGCUCCGCUGGUGGUCUAUAUACCGAGAACCAGAACAUGAGCUUGUGGGCAAACUGCAGCUCUACAUAAUUUACUCAACUAGUUCAGAUGACAGUAAUCUCAAGUGUGGCUCUGUGGCCGAAACUGUCGCAUAUGACCUUGUUCUAGAAGUUGCCAUGAAGGUUCAACAUUUUCAACAAAGGAAUCUAUUGCUGUAUGGUUCAUGGAAAUGGCUCCUAGCUGAAUUUGCCACAUAUUAUGGGGUAUCUGAUGUCUAUACCAAGCUGAGGUACCUUUCAUACAUAAUGGAUGUAGCUACACCCACAGCUGACUGCCUGACCUUGGUGUAUGAUUUGUUAAAGCCUGUGAUUAUGAAGGGCCACAGCAAGAGCAUGCUGAGUCAUCAAGAGAACCGAAUCCUAGGAGAAAUCAAGGAUCAGAUUGAACAGCUUCUUUCUGUGGCUUUUGAGAACUACAAGUCUCUCGAUGAAUCAUCAUUGUCAGGUAUCAUGGAUGUGUUCAAGCCUGCAACUGGGCUUGCAGCACCCGCCUUGGAACCUGCCGUGCAGCUUUAUACUCUUCUUCAUGACAUACUGUCCCCAGAGGCACAAACAAAUCUUACUCAUUAUUUCCAGGCUGCUGCCAAGAAAAGAUCAAGAAGGCACUUGACCGAGACGGAUGAAUUUGUUAACAGCAGUAAUGAAGCAACAUUGAUGGAUGCUGUUGCUACAUCCACUGCUUAUCAGAAGAUGAGUUCUCUUUGUAUGAACAUUAAAAAUGAAAUUCGAACUGACAUCGAAAUCCACAAUCAACAUAUACUUCCCAGUUUCAUAGACCUUCCAAAUUUAUCUUCGUCAAUAUACAGUACAGAGCUCUGUAGUAGAUUGCGUGCUUUCUUGCUUGCAUGCCCCCCAUCUGGUCCUUCACCCCCUGUAGCUGAACUUGUUAUUGCAACAGCUGAUUUUCAGAGGGACCUUGCCAGCUGGAACAUUAGUCCUGUGAAAGGAGGAGUGGAUGCAAAAGAACUGUUUCAUCUGUAUAUCAUGUUAUGGAUACAAGACAAGCGCCUUUCUUUGCUGGAAUCUUGCAAAUUAGACAAGGUAAAAUGGUCGGGUGUACGGACGCAACACUCGACAACGCCCUUUGUAGAUGACAUGUAUGACCGCCUCAGAGAUACACUGGAACAGUAUGAAGGAGUUUACUUAGAAUAUGAUUUGGCUGUUUAUCCAUCUAUGAAAUCUUUGAACCUUUGUCCCCAAGGUGUUUGGUCUCAUGCUAUUGCUGAUGUCGAAAAGGCCAUAGUGGAAGCUUUGGACAAGCAAUAUACGGACGUUCUAGCACCAUUGAAGGAGAACUUGGAACCUAAGAAAUUUGGCCUCAAGUAUGUGAAGAAGUUCACCAAACGUUCUGUUUGUUCAUAUGUUGUCCCUGAUGAGCUUGGAAUUCUGCUUAAUUCCAUGAAGAGGAUGCUUGAUAUCCUGCGUCCCAAAAUAGAAACUCAAUUUAAGGCAUGGGGUUCAUGCAUACCUAAUGGUGGAAACACUGCUCCUGGAGAGCGUCUUAGUGAAGUGACUGUUAUGCUGAGAGCCAAAUUUAGAAGUUAUCUUCAAGCUGUCGUAGAAAAGCUAGCAGAGAAUACCAAAUUACAGAAUCCCACAAAAUUGAAGAAGAUUCUCCAAGAAUCAAAGGAAUCUAUGGUAGAGUCUGAUAUUCGAAGUAGGAUGCAGCCACUGAAAGACCAGCUGACAAACACAAUUACCCACCUGCAAUCUGUUUUUGAGACUCAUGUCUUUGUUGCAAUCAGUCGAGGUUACUGGGAUCGAAUGGGGCAGGAUGUUCUGAGCUUCUUGGAAAACAGGAAAGAGAAUCGAUCAUGGUAUAAAGGUUCCCGAAUUGCAGUUUCUGUCUUGGAUGAUACCUUUGCCUCACACAUGCAGCAGCUGCUUGGAAAUGCACUGCUGGAGAAAGACCUUGAACCUCCUAGAUCAAUCAUGGAACAUGAAAAGAAUGGCAUACAAGUGAAACUCCAAGCUGCAAUGGCAGCACACGCAUAA
This is a messenger RNA of Dovyalis caffra, 3597 nucleotides long. NCBI's taxonomy places the organism in Eukaryota, Viridiplantae, Streptophyta, Magnoliopsida, Malpighiales, Salicaceae. The record is from the annotation of a GenBank genome assembly.